CCUGUCCGGGCCACUACAAUAAUCCCCUGCCCAAUCCCGUCUUAGCCGCUGGGGCUGCGCGUCCACGGCGACGCGACCUCUGCGCCGGGCGUGCUCCGAUUGGCCGGACUCCUGGGAUCCUCCCCUCCCCGCGCCCCACCGCAGCCAGCGGGAGAUAGAGGAGGGAGCGGAGGAGACGACGCGCUCGCCUAUUGGCCGCCGCCUCCGGGCGAGCCUCCGCGCCCAGUGAAACAGAACAGCGGCGACCUGGACGACGCGACCGGCGGGGCUGCGAGGGUGACCACCGAGCAUCAUGGAGUCGCGCCCGGGCGGAACGAACCUGGUGGAGCAAAGAGCGCAGGGCGCCGUGCUGCCGUCGGGCGGCGCGGCGAUGCAGCCGUGGUGGACGAGCUCCGGGGCCGGGCUCGGUGCAGUGUCGCCUGCCGUUGUGGCGCCGGGGAGCGGGGCAGGGAUCAGCCUGUCGAGCAGCCCGGUAGGUGGUGGUGGUGGUGGUGGUGGUGCCGGGGCGGCCAAAGGCGCCGCGAGUGACGAGAGCAGCGAGGAUUCACGGAGAUCUGGGGAACCAAAAGAUGGAAGUGCUGGUCAAGAAAAGAACCAUGCCACAUCACAGAUGCCUGCUUUGAUGUCAGAGUAUUUGACACCAUAUUCACAGCUGGAACUGAACCAAUCAAUUGGUUCAGCAGCAUAUCAGUACCCAGAUCCUUACUACGCUGGCAUGAUUCCUCCCUAUGGCACUCAAGCUGUGGCUCAUUUCCAGCUACCAGGAUUAUCCCACUCUCGCAUGCCAUUACCUCUUGAAGUAUCGGAGGAGCCUGUUUAUGUAAAUGCAAAGCAGUACCAUGGAAUUUUAAGACGAAGGCAGUCACGUGCCAAGGCUGAACUUGAGAAAAAGGUGGUCAAAACCAGGAAGCCCUAUCUUCAUGAGUCUCGUCAUCAACACGCAAUGAGAAGGGCAAGAGGAAAUGGGGGACGCUUCCUGAACACAAAGAAAAGUGACAAUGGUACUCCGGAUGGUAAUGCUGAACCUAAGAAAGGAGAUCAAAACUCCGAGCAUCUCCAUGUCCCUCCUGACUUACUACAGCUACGACAGAACGAGGCAUGAACUAGUGGUCUUGCAUCCUAGAACAGUGGUUUCUGCCCGCAGGCACAGGCACUUGAGAGACCGGACACCUGCCCCUGCGUCGCGCUGCCAUCUUAGCGACCUGCCUUGGUUGUGCAAGGCGACCCAAGGCUCGUUCACCUGAAUGAGCUCGGUACCAGGUCCCGGCAGAACGCGAUGCGGGCGCAGGCGCAGGAGUCCGUAGAAGUGUCCAAUGCCAUGGGUAGCUCUGCUGUUUUCAGGCAAUUCAUUCUUGGCUUUCGCAUCCCGCCCCUUGUGUGUAACUGGUGUGUUGUAACUUGUAAGUGCAACUAAUGUUGUGUUCGGUUGCCGGCGUCCUGCGGAACAUCUGUAUGUAUAAUUAAGAUCAACUUCGUAUGGACUCUUUAUUGCUGCGAAUUUGAACUGUAAACAUGGCCAAAGCUGAA
Panicum hallii is the source of this 1527-nucleotide messenger RNA. RefSeq names its product nuclear transcription factor Y subunit A-9-like. The transcript is spliced from 7 exons. Gene Ontology annotation, molecular function: RNA polymerase II cis-regulatory region sequence-specific DNA binding; DNA-binding transcription factor activity, RNA polymerase II-specific. The coding region runs from base 293 to 1102 and encodes 269 amino acids. Gene Ontology annotation, biological process: regulation of transcription by RNA polymerase II. NCBI's taxonomy places the organism in Eukaryota, Viridiplantae, Streptophyta, Magnoliopsida, Poales, Poaceae. The record is from RefSeq and is a predicted model, not a curated record. Gene Ontology annotation, cellular component: CCAAT-binding factor complex.